AUGCACAGCUCGCCGCUGAUGACCAGACAGGAUAUCCCGAGUGGUCUUUCCACAUCGGUGCACACAAACAAAUUCUUGGAGGAUGACUAUGAGCGUGAUCAUCUCGAGAGCCUUUUCCCUGUCUCGGAGAUGUAUACACACGUCCAGGAGUUUCUGAGCCAACCGGACCAUACUCGAGACGCUUACAGUAGCCAUCCUGAGUUCCUGUAUCAACUCGGGCUGAUGCUAGAAGAAAUCGAAUCCCAUCGAUCAUUGCGUCGAAAGGCAGCAACCCUUCGCGAAGAAUUCAGCCGAGUCCAAAAUGAAAAUGUUCAAUUACGAACAUAUCUGAAUUCCCGCCUUCCCGCAAGAGAGCCCGUGGUGUCAAGUCCUUCGACAUUCUCGCCAAUCCCCAGACCGUCUGCGGAUGUCAGUGGGAAAACUUGGGAUAGCAUCGUAUUGGAUCUGAUUUGA
This is a messenger RNA of Penicillium argentinense, 453 nucleotides long. Its product is annotated as PHD finger protein. The record is from RefSeq and is a predicted model, not a curated record. The coding region runs from base 1 to 453 and encodes 150 amino acids. Lineage: Eukaryota; Fungi; Ascomycota; Eurotiomycetes; Eurotiales; Aspergillaceae. The transcript has a single exon.